Molecule: messenger RNA, 906 nt
Organism: Drosophila busckii
Lineage: Eukaryota; Metazoa; Arthropoda; Insecta; Diptera; Drosophilidae
Gene: RpL7-like
Product: 60S ribosomal protein L7-4
Exons: 3
Coding region: 63-836 (257 amino acids)
Biological process (GO): maturation of LSU-rRNA from tricistronic rRNA transcript (SSU-rRNA, 5.8S rRNA, LSU-rRNA)
Cellular component (GO): cytosolic large ribosomal subunit
Molecular function (GO): RNA binding; structural constituent of ribosome
Source: RefSeq, a predicted model, not a curated record
GUUUUGAUUGUGCUUGCACGUGUUUUUGUAAAAGUGUAGCAAAUAAUCUUAAAAUAAACACAAUGUCCGACAAAUACGCAGUGCCUAACAAAUUGCCUGGCAAAACAGUGUCAGUGCUGAAGCACCGUAAGCGGCGCAUAACUCAAGAUGCGGCCGUCAUCGAACAGAAGCGCACGGAUCGCAUUAAGCGCUUCAAGGCCACAAAGACACAUCAUAAAUUCAGACGCGCUGAAUCCUUUGUCAUGGGCUACCUAAAGGCAGAGCGUACAGCCAACCGCAUUAAACAGACGAUACUACGCACAAAUAUAACAGAGCAGAGCGCUAAAGCGUCAGCCGAAACCAAUCCAAAACUGUUGCUGGUCAUGCGCCAUGCGGGCAAAAAGAUCUUUGACAAAACGACAAUGGAUGUGUUCAUGACACUGCGCAUGGCACAACGACACAACGCUGUGUUCUUGGCCAACACAAAGGAGAAUCAAAUAUUACUGCGUGUUAUAGAGCCAUUUGUGGUUUAUGGCCCUCCAACGCUAAACACUAUACGUGAGUUGCUGUUCAAGAAGGGCUUUGCGCGCAUUGAGGGUAAAAAGACGGCCAUACAGAGUAACACAAUGGUGGAGGAACAACUGGGCGACAAGGGCAUCAUUUGCUUGGAGGAUAUUAUACAUGAAAUCUUUACAGUGGGACCCAACUUUGCCGCCGUGAAUCAGUUCCUCUGCUCCUUUUCGCUCUCAAGUCCACGCGAUGGCUGGAAGAAGAAGGUAUCCGUUGCGUUUAAGCGCGGCGGCGAGUACGGCGAUCGUGGUACGGGCAUUAACGAGCUCAUUGCGCGCUGCCUGUAAAUCCAUCUAGUAGACUUAAAUUAAAUUCCUUUUGAAGCAACAACACUACAAACAAAUAAACAUUUAUAUA